Kazachstania africana CBS 2517 is the source of this 2028-nucleotide messenger RNA. RefSeq names its product Tok1p (gene TOK1). Gene Ontology annotation, cellular component: membrane. Gene Ontology annotation, molecular function: potassium ion leak channel activity. The transcript has a single exon. NCBI's taxonomy places the organism in Eukaryota, Fungi, Ascomycota, Saccharomycetes, Saccharomycetales, Saccharomycetaceae. The coding region runs from base 1 to 2028 and encodes 675 amino acids. Gene Ontology annotation, biological process: potassium ion transmembrane transport; stabilization of membrane potential. The record is from RefSeq and is a predicted model, not a curated record.
AUGUCCGAGGCUAAUGGUUAUAAUGAAGAAGUGCCCAAUAGGCAAGCAGCUUUAAAAGUGGCGCUUAGAUUUAAAAAUGAGAGAAUAAGUAUAAUAAAUGCAGACCCAUCGUCAAAACCUUUCCUGUUUUGGUUUAUAAUAUCGUGCUAUUUUCCGGUGAUUACCGCUUGUUUGGGCCCUAUUGCUAAUACCAUUUCUAUUGCGUGCGUUGUGGACAGUUGGAGAAUUGAGGAAGUUGUGGAAAGUGACGGUACUGUCUCAGUCCAUAAUAUUAAAGACCCCAGGUCACUAUUCGUAGUAAACGUAAUGUCUCUAGUGUUUGGAUUCGUUUCGAAUAUAGUUUUAAUAUUGCACUAUUUCAAAAAGUUAAGUUAUCUCAAAUCACAAAUCAUUAAUAUUGUUGGAUGGACAAUAGCAGGAGGUAUUCUAUUGAUAGACGUUGUUAUUUGCUCAGCACACUUCAUGAAGGCCGGAGAACAUAGAUCCAUUGGAUUUUGGUACGCAUGUAUAACUUCUGGUUUAUAUCUAGGCUGUACAUUGACUCUGACACUGCAUUUUAUAGGGUACAAGCUAAAAAAAUACCCACCUACUUUUAAUUUGUUACCUAAUGAAAGAAAUAUUAUGAUAUUCACUGUAGUCAUGUCAAUAUGGUUGAUUUGGGGCCCUGGUCUCUUUUCAGGACUACUUAGUAUAUCCUGGGGUAAUGCGUUGUAUUUCUGUACAGUGGCUGUUCUCACUGUUGGUUUUGGGGAUAUCUUGGCAAAUAAUGUAGCUUCAAAGAUUAUGAUCUUAAUUUUUGCCAUGAGUGGUGUUCUAAUCUUGGGUCUGAUUGUUUUUAUGACAAGAACAAUUAUUUCAAAAUCUGCAGGUCCCAUUCUCUAUUUUCAUAAGACUGAACUGGCGAGAUUAGCAGCUUUACGUAAGAAUAAAAAUGGUGAAGUAGACUUAACUGGAAAGGAAGGUUUCAUGGAAAUGCAAACCAUAAGGAAAAUCACAAGAAGGAAAGAAAUUAUAUACUCAGUGAGUAUGACUUUAUUUGUUUUCACAUUAUUUUGGUUGUUAGGAGCCUUGGUUUUCCAUUUUGCUGAAGGCUGGUCUUAUUUCAAUGCUGUUUAUUUCUGUUUUCUGUGUCUCUUAACGAUUGGAUUUGGAACCGAUUUCUCUCCCAAGACAGGUGCAGGGAGAGCUUUCUUCGUGAUAUGGGGUAUUGCUGCGGUUCCCCUUAUGAGUGCAAUCUUAUCUACAGCUGGCGACCUAUUGUACGCAUUUUCUUCUUCAUUACACAUAGAGAGGUCAAAUAGAGCUUAUAUGAACUUAAAGUAUAUUUUUCUAAAUGGUAAAGAAAAAGUUCAAUCAUUACUCAUCACCCAAAUGGGUAUAUUUACAGGUGCUGAAGACGAAGCUGAGGAAGAGCAGGAAGAAGAGGAAGAGGAGGAGGAAGAAGAAGAAAUGGAGGGAGGAGCGAAGGGUCAAAAUUAUAGCUUCAGAAAUGAAUAUAAUACAUUUGCUCAAUUAAACUCAAAUAAUUCAGAUGUGUCGAAAGGAGAAUCAUCGAAAGAAUUGGAUUCACUGGACGAUUUUAUCGAAGAUCCUUUUGCUCUGCAACUUAUUAGAACAAACGAUACAUUUUCAAAAAGAUCUAUCAAUCAAAUGUCUAAGUUGAAAAAGAUAAAGUUCAUGCUGGAGACAAUUAGGAGAUUACAUCGAAUUUCGAUGAAGGAUGAAGAUUUUACGUUAAAUUUCGAACAGUGGUCUGCCUUAAUUUCUCUUGCUAAACCAGUUGAAGGCAUUGGGCCCGAAAAUAGCGAUUUCUGGGUCUCAGAAAAUUCACCCUUACGGUACCCAAUUAACGAAGCCCAGUACGCAUAUUUGAGGUUAUUCAAGCAUGUAGAAGAGAUGGUCGAAGAAUUAAUGACCGAAGCGGAAGAUGAUUCCAAGAAUUUAAAUAUACGACGAACCAGCCUUGCAGGAAGUCUGAAUAAACGAAUAUCCCCCACGGAAGAAUCGCAUAACCGGGACAGAUUAUGA